AUGAACGCAAUCAUCGGACUAUUCCUCGGGCUGGUCCCAGGAAGUCUACUGAGCUCCGAUCUCCCAAAUUCCGACGGAUCGAGGAAACACUACUAUAUACCCAUCAUGCAAAGCUCAAGUUCCCCGACCAAAGAGCACGCGAACACACCAUUUCCACAUUCAAGCGCAUCUCCUCCUUCUUACAACGACGUAAGCGGGCCCGUUAUCAUAAAUGAAUAUGGCAAACCUCAAUUCCUAUCACCAGAGGAAGAAGUAGAGCGACAACAUCGACUGCAGCAAGCAGUGCGCGAGAAGAUGUUAGGGUUACCACGAACGACACACUUCGAAUGGCACCAGGGAACAUCAGGGACUACGGGAACUGUGAACGAGGAACUACCAUUACCGCUGUAUACACCCCGAGAAGAUGAGAAGAAAUGA
Messenger RNA from Penicillium mononematosum, 417 nucleotides. RefSeq lists its product as uncharacterized. The coding region runs from base 1 to 417 and encodes 138 amino acids. NCBI's taxonomy places the organism in Eukaryota, Fungi, Ascomycota, Eurotiomycetes, Eurotiales, Aspergillaceae. The record is from RefSeq and is a predicted model, not a curated record. The transcript has a single exon.